GACUGCAACGAUGGCAGCAUCUGCUGAUGUACACGUCCGAAUAUGUGAACAAGAAAUAAUCAAGUUUGAUUUAGAAUUAAAAGCUCUUAUUCAGGAUGUCAGUGAAUGCACAGGACCACAAAGCAAAUUGACAGAUUUAAAUCUUAUCGUGAAAGAGAAAUUCAACAAUCUAAGACAACGCAUUCAGGACCUGGAGCAGAUGGGAAAAGAACAGGACAAGGAGUCUGACAAGCUGAUGCUUCUCGUAAAAGUUGAAGGACAUCGAAAACAGAUGCUCGGUAAUCAGACAGCAUGGAGGAAAGCUAAUCUUGCCUGUAAACUGUCCAUUGAUAAGCUGGAGAAGGAAGAUUUAUUAAAUUCAGAGGACAUGUCGGUGAGACACAGAAAGAUGACAAAAGAGAGCCUGGCUCAGACCUCCACUGACAUAACAGAGAGUCUGAUGAGCAUCAGCCGGAUGAUGUCACAGCAGGUCCAGCAGAGCGAGGAGACUAUGGGCACAUUAGCAACAUCUUCCAGGACUGUGCUGGAAACUCAUGAAGAGUUUAAAGCCAUGACAGGAACUAUACAGCUGGGCAGAAAGCUCAUCAUUAAAUACAACCGACGGGAACUUACAGAUAAGCUGCUUAUUUUCCUCGCUCUCGCUCUCUUCCUGGCUACAGUCCUCUAUAUUCUGAAGAAAAGACUUUUUCCUUUCUUUUGAUUAAAUGGACCAAAAUAUAUACUUAUAGGGAAUGACCGUGAAAGGUAAGUGUUCUUAAAAAGAGAAAGAGAGAUGCACAUACAAACUGUAUAAUCUUUUCACUUUUCUUGUGAAACUCCAAUCAAAAUGUCAAUAUGGAUGGGUACGCAUUAUGUAGGUGUUAAGUUAUUUUGUACAAAAAUACAAUCAAAUAUUUAUGACAAUAUUAUUGUUAAAGGGGCUAUAUGUAAGAAUCUGUACAUAUUAGCUUUUUAUUUCAAAUGUAAAUUUAUUUCAAAUUUUUAUUCCAACUUAUCCAGCAUAUGUUUUACGCAGCGAAUGCCCUUCAAGCCGCAACCCAACACUGGGAAACACCCUUUAAUUAUAAUGAUAAAGAAUUAUAUAUUGAGCAUUAUAAUGCGUUAUUGUAUUGUAUAUUUAUUCAACAACAAAAAAAGUUGUUAGUCCUGUCACAGCAGAAAUGUUGUAAAAAGUUGCAAUAAAAUUAUUUUAAAAGAACAUCAGAUUUUGAGAAGCCUGAAAUUUUCAAA
This is a messenger RNA of Danio aesculapii, 1230 nucleotides long. RefSeq names its product BCL2 interacting protein 1a (gene bnip1a). Gene Ontology annotation, cellular component: endoplasmic reticulum; SNARE complex. Gene Ontology annotation, molecular function: SNAP receptor activity. The coding region runs from base 11 to 700 and encodes 229 amino acids. The transcript is spliced from 6 exons. NCBI's taxonomy places the organism in Eukaryota, Metazoa, Chordata, Actinopteri, Cypriniformes, Danionidae. Gene Ontology annotation, biological process: retrograde vesicle-mediated transport, Golgi to endoplasmic reticulum. The record is from RefSeq and is a predicted model, not a curated record.